This is a messenger RNA of Arxiozyma heterogenica, 2352 nucleotides long. It is a transcript of the gene SKY1, whose product is annotated as serine/threonine protein kinase SKY1. The coding region runs from base 1 to 2352 and encodes 783 amino acids. The record is from RefSeq and is a predicted model, not a curated record. Lineage: Eukaryota; Fungi; Ascomycota; Saccharomycetes; Saccharomycetales; Saccharomycetaceae. Gene Ontology annotation, molecular function: ATP binding; protein serine/threonine kinase activity. Gene Ontology annotation, biological process: regulation of mRNA processing; spliceosomal complex assembly; peptidyl-serine phosphorylation. The transcript has a single exon. Gene Ontology annotation, cellular component: nucleus; cytoplasm.
AUGGGUUCUUCAAUCCAUUAUUUUGGUGGACUUAUUGGUGGUAAACAUAACAACACAAACAAUAAUACAAAUAAUAAUAAUAAUAAUAAUAAUAAUAAUAAUAAUAAUAAUAAUAAUAUCUCCAAGGUUAAUGAGAAUAAACAACCUGUUAACUCAAAUAAUAUAUCUAAUCAGUCAACUUCAACAGGUUCAUCUUUCUCUACAAGAGAAUUGAUUCCAAUUAAGAGAUUGAUAAAUAACAAAUCUAAAUUGUCUAUUGCUCUUCAAAGUAACUCUAACUCCACUAUGAAUCUGCAUUCCACUCCCUCUUUGUCUGUUCAUACCACAAAUCACAUAGUCACUGACACAGCUGCAAACACACUAAAUUCUUCCUAUGAUUACGAUGAUCUUGACUCCGAUUAUUCUUCCUGCGAUGAAAAAAAUGAGGAAUCUCUGACAGACUAUAAACCUGGUGGCUACCAUCCAGCCUUUAAGGGAGAAACUUAUAAGGACUCGAGAUACAUAUUGAUGCGGAAACUGGGAUGGGGCCAUUUUUCCACAGUAUGGCUGGCAAAGGACAUGAAAACACAUUCCCAUGUCGCCAUCAAAAUAGUCAGAAGUGACAAAAUCUACACUGAGGCAGCAUUGGACGAAAUCAAAUUACUGGAGAAGUUGAGACAGGAAUCUGUGGAUCAAUCAGAGGGCUCAAAACACAUUUUAAAUCUCUUGGAUAGUUUCUUCCAUAAAGGUCCUAAUGGGAAGCACGUGGUUAUGGUCUUCGAGGUCCUGGGCGAAAAUCUGUUAGCUUUGAUCAGAAAAUAUGAACACCGUGGAAUUCCCUUGGUCUACGUCAAACAGAUUUCAAAACAACUACUAUUGGGGUUGGAUUAUAUGCAUAGGAAAUGUGGUAUCAUCCACACCGAUAUUAAACCAGAGAAUAUAUUGAUGGAGAUCGGCGACGUUGAACUGAUUAUACAAAUGGUUGAGAUGCUAGAUAAACAGAAACGAGAAGAGAAAAAAUUACAAAGAAAACUGUUAAUGAAAAGAUCAGAGACUGAAAAUAGUCUAACUCAUAAACAUUCCUACGAUUCAAGUACAAGUCUACAUAAUAUCAAGCUGAAAAAAAAUAUGCCCGUAUCCAAUUCUUCCAAGGAAUCUUCUAAAGAUAUCAAUUACAGCAACAACACCAAAUAUAAAUCUUACAAUCAAAAUUCCUAUUUUCAAUCCAGUUCUGUAUCUAAUGUGCAAAGAAUCCCAUCUUCUUCCUCCUCAUCCUUUAGAAGACCUCGAAGAAACACAAUCAUCACCGGUUCUCAACCGUUACCAUCACCACUAAGUUCAUCCAAUUUUUUUGAAAUGAAAAAUCAAUUACUUAGUAACAACAACAAUUCUACUGGUAUUGCCAGCAAUAACAUGGGUAAUGAUUCUUUAUUACCGCAUUUUUCUUCAAGUUUCAAGAAUAAUGAGACAAUGGAUUCAAUACUGUCUUCUAAUUCAUUUUCACCAACUAUCCACUUAUCCCUGUCAUCAUUUAACCCAGGUAUGCUACAGUCACAAAAUAUAUCAAAUACUCUCUCAAACAACAAUAACAAUAACAACAACAAUAAUAAUAGUAACAGUACCAAUAAUACUGACAAUAAUUUCUUUUUAAGCGAAAAACAACUGACCCAUUCGUUAUCGUCAUUCGAAUUAACAAACGAUGCAAUAGCGUCGAACACAAGUGAUCACUUAAGUGAGACCAUGAGUAAUGAUCUAAGAACACCUCAAAAUAUUAUUCAGAUCAAAAUCGCUGAUAUGGGAAAUUCAUGUUGGUAUAACGAGCAUUACACAAAUUCAAUACAAACAAGAGAAUAUAGAGCUCCUGAAGUUCUAUUAGGUGCCUCCUGGGGUUGCGGUGCAGAUAUUUGGUCUACUGGAUGCCUGAUCUUUGAACUUAUUACGGGUGAUUUCUUAUUUGAGCCCAAUGAAGGGCAUUCUUAUACUAAAGAAGAUGACCAUAUCGCACAAAUUAUAGAACUACUAGGUGAAUUACCACCAUAUCUAUUAAAAAAUGGUAGAUACACUAAGAAUUAUUUCAACUCACGUGGUCAAUUGAGAAACAUAUCAAAAUUGAAAUUUUGGCCAUUAAAGGAUGUGCUUAUUGAAAAGUAUAAAUUCAGUGAGGAAGAUGCAAGUGAAAUUUCGGAUUUCUUAUUGCCAAUGUUAGAAUUGGAUCCCCGUAAAAGGGCAGAUGCCGGUGGACUUGUAAACCAUCCAUGGCUAAAAGAUACUGUUGGAAUGGAAAACAUAUCAGUACCAGAUAGAAAGUUAUAUGAUUCCGGAAUGAAUAUACCUGGUUGGGCUGAGGAAGCUGUAGAUAAUAGGAAGCAUUAG